UUAUAGUGUGCUAGUGCAGUGUGCAAACGGGAACAUUGAAUUGUGUUGACGUGAUGAUGUGUAGUAGCUCAAGUAACACGAUGAAGAGUAUGUGAAGCAUUAGCAUAUUAUAUUCGUCUUCUGUUCCUGCUGUAAUGCAUCUGUAGGUCCGUGAAAAGCGACUUUGUGUGUUGGGGCAAGCAUUAUGGAAAGUUUGUCAGACAAACUUUUCUCUGCACUUGACAAUGCCAAUAGAGAAAGCAGAACAGAACACAAAACAGAACAUAAGUCUCUUCCACAAAACAAAUUUGAACCCAAAGAGAGGAGGCAAGACAGACGUUCUUCUACUACUGUGCCAACAAGGCAAGGAAACUGCGAGAGAGAAAAAAAUAUUGUAGACUCAAAUGUUCACAGCAGAUUACCUUCAAAAUUUAAAGUUGGAAAUUUUCCACAAUGUUUUGGAACCAGUGCAAGUCACCCUGGAAAUUCCAGUCUUUUGCCCGUGGAUGAAGGGCAAAGACAAAGUGCUGAUCGAUGGAGGUCUCAUUAUAGUCUCUCUAAUUCAGAAAAAAUUAAUAUGAGAGUUGGUGGAAAAAGUUCAGAUGAAACUCCUUCUAAGUUUAUUAGGAAUAAAUCGCAAUUUGAAGACAGGCAGAAAUCUUCUACAUCAAUUAAAGGAACUGGAUAUAAAUUUCUGGAAAACCUUCUUGAAAAAGAUCCAAUGGAAGUAGUUGUAAAAUUAGCAAGCUCCAAAAUAGGAUUCACUGAAUUUUUAAAAAAAGAAAUGUCCCCAGAUUUAGUACACCUUACAUUAAGGCUACUUGCUGAAAAAGUGUGUGUAGUUGGUUUCCAACACAACAAAACAACUGUUUUGAUUGCAGCAUGCCAACCACACUUCUUAAGCCAACUAGAAAAAGAAAUGAACAAGGUCCCAACAGAACACCACUCAAGGAAGUCUAAGAUACUUCCAUUCUUAGAAAAUCUUCUAAUAUUUUAUGCAACAGUUGUUAAUAUGCUUCCACAGACAGCAUGUGAAAAGUUCAAGAAUCUCUUUGUUACGACUGAAUUGUCCAUAGAAGGUGCGCAAAGGUACCAAAGUAUAAACUGUGAUGAUAUUAAGAAGAAGUUCGAAUGUCUUAAGGCCCAGCUUAGAAGUAUGAUAGAAGAAAAUGAACGUAGUUCAAUAAAACAAAGUAGCAAAAUGGAGCAGCUUCAAUAUUUGCUGCCUCCUGAUAAUUUCAGAUACUGUAGCAUAUUCCCCACUGCUGAAGAUUUUGCUAGUAAACCAUUUUUACGACCUAGCAUUAUCAAGGGAGCAUAUAUUGAUGUUGAACAUUACCUAGAUGUUCAGUUUCGCUUGCUGCGGGAAGAUUUUGUGGGCCCCUUACGUGAGGGUAUAUCACAGUAUACGGAACAUUCUCUCCAAGGGCAGAAAAGAUAUAAGAGGAUUGAAAAUGUGCGAAUAUAUCAUGAUGCUUUAUUUUUAAAUACUGUGACUGUUAAAGAAAAAGUAGGUGUGGUACUAAACUUUGAUACUAAAAAGAAACUGAGAAAUGUUCCUUGGGAGCAUUCCAAACGUUUUAUGUUUGGUUCAUUGUUGUGUUUUACCCAUGACAAUUUUAGUACCUUCUUUUUCGGUACAGUUCUUGAGAGGGACAAGAAACAACUAGAAAAUGGUUGUGUUGUCGUUGAACUUAUUGACGAAAUAGAUAUUACUAUAUUCGAAAGAGCAUAUACAGUGGCAGAAAGUGAAGUUUAUUUUGAACCAUACCGACAGGUAUUAAAUGCAUUGCAGACUAUGCCCUUUGCUGCAUUUCCAAUGAAGCCUUAUAUUGUUGAUGGGAUUACAGAAGUGGGUUUGCCCCAGUACAUACGUGCAAAAUCUGAUCCAGUAAUAUACAAAAUUGGCAAGUUCAAAGUACCUAUAACUGAAAUGGACACUUGGCCUACAGAAGAUGAAUUGAAGUUGGACAUUUCACAGUAUAAGUCAUUCCGAACUGCUUUGACCAAGGAUUUCGUUAUAAUACAGGGUCCACCAGGAACAGGAAAAACUUUUCUUGGUUUGAAGAUAAUAAAAACUUUUCUUGACAACCAAAUUAUAUGGAACACAAACCGUAGACCUAUUCUUGUGGUGUGCUACACUAACCAUGCAUUGGACCAAGUCCUUGAAGGAACUUUAAAAUACACAAGAAAAAUAAUUCGCGUUGGUGGCCAGUCACAGUCAGAAGCUCUAGAGGAAUACAAUCUGAAAGAAGUUCGACGGCAUCAUGUGGUGAGAGUGUCUGCAGUAUCUAGCAGGGAGAUAAUCUCAGAAAUGCAAAAUGUUAUCAGUCAAAUUCGUUCUUUGCAAGAACAUCUAGAGAGAAUUGCUAACAACAAUACGAUAAUCAGCAUUUCUUCUUUGACGGAAAUGGGAAUUACUGUUAAACAGAUUGGAUCAUUUAUGGUUGGUCACGUAGUCAGUGAUGAGAUUUUCAUUGAAUGGUUGAAGGGAGAUGGAAAUGAAAAUCCAGAUAGUCUGUUUCAGCAGGAUGAUCCUAAUGCUGGUAAUAUUUCAAUUCUUGAAGAUUUACCUUGUGAAAACAAUAAUGAUAGUGAUAAUGAUUUUGAAGAUGAGUAUGAAGAUGAUUACAACAAUGCUGAUUUAUUCAGUGAUGAAUAUGGUCUGAUAAUGCAAACAGUACACACAAUAAAAUUAAAAUAUGCCCUGGAUCUAUCACGUCUUAUUAUGGAUGUUCAGCACUAUAAACAGCGGCUGGAAAAUUGUGGAGCUAACAUAGAAGACUAUGUGAAGUAUCAGCAGUUGUGGAUGUAUAGUAUGGGCCUUUACAGGUUCUUCAAGAACCACCUUACACAGGUUGUCAAUAUUGAUGGACAUGUUGUUGAUAGAUUGACACAUAUUCACAAUCUCUGGGACCUUAACACUGAAGAACGUUGGUAUUUAUACAAACACUGGUGUCGCUGCUUACACUCUACUCUCAUGAAGAGGGUGUGGCAGUUACAAGCAGAAUACAGACGGCUGUGUAUGCGGUAUGAUGAAAUACGUGAUUCUGACGAUCUUGAAUUAAUGAGAGAAGCACAUGUUAUAGGCAUGACAACAACUGGUGCUGCACGGAAGCAGCCAUUGUUACAGGAACUCAAACCAAGAAUAGUAAUAGUUGAGGAAGCAGCGGAAGUGCUGGAGUCCCAUGUUGUUGUCUCUUUGACAAAGGACUGUGAACAUCUUAUUCUCAUAGGUGAUCACAAACAACUGCGACCUUCAACUGCAGUCUAUGAGCUAGGAAAAAAAUUUAAUUUUGACAUUUCAUUGUUUGAAAGGAUGCUGCGGAAUGGGAUGCAUUAUGAUUGUUUAGAAGUUCAGCACAGGAUGAGACCAGAUAUAGCAAACCUUAUCACACCAACAAUUUAUCCAACAUUAAGAAGUGCUCCAUCUGUUUUUCAUUAUAAAAACGUGAAAGGUGUCACAAAAAACCUUUUUUUCAUUGACCACAGAUUUCAUGAAGAAGAGGUAACUGAAACAGUCAGUCGUCGAAACCUAUUUGAAGCAGAAUUCCUAGUAGCUCUUUGCAGAUACCUUUUGCUUCAGGGAUACACAGAAAGUGAAAUUACUAUACUGACAACUUACUCUGGGCAGAUGUAUUACAUGAGGAAACUGAAAAGGGAAUCUGGUGCACUUCAGAAUGUCCAGAUAACAGUUGUAGAUAACUUCCAGGGGGAAGAAAACAAAAUAAUUCUAUUGUCAUUGGUGAGGAGCAAUGAGGAUGCCAACAUUGGUUUUCUUAAAGUUGAAAAUAGAGUAUGUGUAGCUCUCUCCAGAGCUAAAGAAGGCUUUUACAUGAUUGGUAACAUGGACAGCCUAACUAGGAGCAGCAAAAUAUGGCCAAAAAUAAAUGAAACACUGAUGAAACAAGAUGCAAUUGGCCGUCACUUGACACUGAAAUGUCAGGUACACCCCAGCGAGAAAACAAAAGUUGCCUCAGCAUCAGAUUUCAAGGCUGUUCCUGAGGGAGGUUGCAGCCUCCCUUGUGAGGCUGAACUUCCUUGUGGCCACAAAUGUCAGAGUGUUUGUCAUGUACAGGACAGAUGUCAUGAGAAAACGAAGUGCUCCUUUCCUUGCCAAAGGGUUCCAAAACAGUGUCCAUUGGGUCACAAGUGCCUUAAAAAAUGUUACGAAGACUGUGGAAACUGUGAAACAUCUGUGGAGAAGGUGCUUCCAUGUCAACAUAUAAUAACAAUAGCAUGUCACGUUGAUAUUACCAAGUAUCAUUGCAAGGAAGUAGUGGAAGCUGUAUUGGAACCAUGUAAACACACAGCAAAGAAACUUUGCUUUCAAGAUGUUAAAAAUGUGAAGUGUUCAUUUCCUUGUGAAGACAGGCUACUUUGUGGUCAUAGCUGUACAUGGAACUGCCAUGCAGCAAAUGAUCCAGAUCACCUUCAGUACAAAUGUUAUAAACAGUGUGAAAAAAGUAAUUCUGGUUGCAAAAGGAAUCACAAGUGCAACAAAAGAUGUUAUGAGGACUGUGGAGAGUGUGCUGUAGAAAUCCAAGUGCAGCUGAGCUGUGGACACACCCAUAAGAUACGUUGUAGUACUGAUCCAUCUGAAGUGAAAUGUGACAGAGACUGCAAACGCACAAUGGCAUGUGGACACGUGUGUCAUCGUCGGUGUUUCCAGCCGUGUGAAGGCUGCAAAGUUAAGGUGCAGAAAGUUAUUCCAGACUGUGGGCACAAAAUAUACAUAUUUUGUUCUGAACAGCCCAUACGUAGUAUGUGUAGGAAGACGUGUGAAAGGCUUCUUGAAUGUGGGCAUCGUUGUAGAAGCUUGUGCUGCCAUCCUUGCACUUCACGGUGUGAAGAACUCAUUCCGAGUCCUAUAACUCCUGCAUGUGGACAUGCUGUUAAAAUUCCAUGUUACCUGAAAAGAUCAGAAUUAUCACCAUACAGUGAUGAGUUAUUAUCAAGGUGUAAAACAGCAUGUGGGAUGACAUUGGAAUGUGGACAUGUGUGUGCUGGUACUUGUAGUGUGUGCUUUCAAGGUCGUCUUCAUUUGCCAUGCAAGGAAAAGUGUGUCCGUGUGCAGAUAUGUGGACAUAGAUGUAAUAUGGAUUGUGCAAAAAUUUGUCCCCCUUGUAACCAGGCGUGUGACUACCAAUGCAGGCAUUCAUGGCGGUCUGUGAGAUGUGGUGAUCCUUAUAUACGAUGCAAAAAGCCCUGUGCAUGGCAUUGUAAACAUUUACAAUGUACAAAACGCUGCUAUGAGCUCUGUGAUCGUGAUCCAUGUUACGAGCCUUGUGAAAAAAAGCGUGGGUGUGGCCAUGAUUGUGUUGGCUUCUGUGGUGAACCGUGUCCUCCUUUAUGUAGAAUAUGUGAUGAAGAUGAAUUAAUGGCAAUUUCCUUUGGCUCUGAAAAUCAAGAGAGUGCCAGAUUUGUCUACCUAGAAGACUGCAAACACACAAUUGAAUCUAAGGCACUGGACAAGUGGUUGAAACAAAAAGAUGAUGAAAUAUGUCUGAAAAGCUGUCCCCUCUGCAAAACACCAAUAAAGAGAACCUUACGGUUCUUAAAUUAUUUGAAAAAGUCAUAUAUGGACAUCAGUAAUAUAAAGGAAAGGGUGUUUGGUAAUCCUAGAGAAAAUGUUGCAAAGAAGAUACAGCUGGCUGCUGCAGUGAAAAAAAUUGUCCUCCCAUACAGUGUAAAAAGAGAAAGCACUGAAAUACAGAAGACGUUAACAUUAUUACACUCAAACCUUCAACAUCAACAAAAGAGGAGGAGAAUAUUUCUUUCGAGAAUGGACCUUGACUCAAUAUCCAUUAAAAUAGACUUCAUCUCGAAACUUCUGGAAACCCUGGAAUGCUGUUUUCUCCGAAUAAUGAUUCCCUGUGUUCCAUAUGAAGACACUUUCAAGAAAGUUAUGAAACAAUUUGACUUACUGGUUUGUUUGAUCAGGGAAAGGAAUACACACGUGAGUCAACAGGAAGUUAUUGAUUUUAAUCAAGAAAUAAACAGAUUUGUGAGAAUGGCACAGCUCUAUAGUAUUGAGAGGACCAUCAACUUCACAUCAUCCCACUCAUCUGAGAUUAUUAAGGCAUUAUACAAAAAAGCUGAGCAAGAAGUGAAGUCUAUUGAAAGAUUUACAUCAAUACAGGAUCAAAAAUUGAAAGAAAUUUUAGACAAAUUGAAUGAAGCAUGUAAAAUAGAAGUCCCACUUGAUAAUGAAAUAAUUAGAAGAGAGAUUGUGAAAACAGUAGGUGUAACACCUGGUCACUGGUUCAGAUGCCCAAAUGGACAUUACUGUGUUAUUGGAAACCAUGGAGGAGCGAUGCAUGAAGGUAAAUGUCCAGAUUGUGGGGCUAAAAUCAGUGGUGCAAGGUAUCCUGUGCAUAGGGACAAUUAUCAAGCUGGGGAAAUUGAGUCAACACAUCCAGCGUAGUGUAAUACAUGAAUUUUUAAGGGAUUCCGUGUACCUCUAAGCCUGAGUGUAAUUUCUGUUUGAUUGAUUUAGAUUAUGUUGUUACAAAACUAUAUCCUUAUUUUACAUGUUGCUAAGAGUUCAUCAGUGAGAAUAUUAUUUUUAAAGUAUACCCUGUUUUUCACUCUAUGAAUUGUAGUUUGUUCUAUGAUUAUAUAAACCAUUUUACUUAAUACUUAACAUUAUUUUUAUCAUUUUACAGAAAAAAUAAAUUGCUUGUCAGUUUCUGAUAGAUGUUUGUGGCUUUAUUGGGUGUGGCAGAUACUGUGGCAGUAUUAUGUGUUACUUGUACCACUAAAUGAGAAGCAAAUAUUUGUACUGAAUAAAAAAUCUAGAGAAUA
Molecule: messenger RNA, 6786 nt
Organism: Schistocerca cancellata (South American locust)
Lineage: Eukaryota; Metazoa; Arthropoda; Insecta; Orthoptera; Acrididae
Product: NFX1-type zinc finger-containing protein 1-like
Exons: 16
Coding region: 185-6406 (2073 amino acids)
Biological process (GO): regulatory ncRNA-mediated heterochromatin formation
Cellular component (GO): nuclear RNA-directed RNA polymerase complex; nucleus
Molecular function (GO): helicase activity; zinc ion binding
Source: RefSeq, a predicted model, not a curated record